Molecule: messenger RNA, 3210 nt
Organism: Urocitellus parryii (Arctic ground squirrel)
Lineage: Eukaryota; Metazoa; Chordata; Mammalia; Rodentia; Sciuridae
Gene: Axdnd1
Product: axonemal dynein light chain domain containing 1
Source: RefSeq, a predicted model, not a curated record
AUGUCUCUUCAGAAAACACCGUCCGCAUCUCUGAACUCCUUAUCAUCUGAGGCCAAAAAGUCAAGAGUCUCUGUAGUCAAGGAGGAGACCGGAGGACUUCCUGAACUAAGGGAGCAAAAAAGUAUGGUGGGUCAUUCCAAACCCCUUCCUACUUCCCUUCAGAAUGAGUUCAUCCCCGAGGAGAUUCUGCUUUCUCUAACCUAUGCAGCCAAUGCCGGUCCCUGUCCUGAAUAUUUACUGCCUCCUAAGAAAACUAAAACUCCAAAGGGUACUCUUCCACGCCCUGUAGACCAUGUCUGGCAGCACCCUAUUCGAAGGAAUAAAUUCAAAUACCUGAUUGACCAUCCUGUCUCCCUGACAGGAGCUGCAAGGGACAUUUCUUUUCUGUAUGACAUAAAACGUGUAAAAGGAGAGAUUAGAGAGAAUGUAGUUUGUCCUCCACGUAUGGACCGUUCAUUAGAGUCACAUGAUGGUGCCAUGGUGCCUCAUAAGCCAAAGACAUUAACAGAUACUUUGAUUCCUGAAGAAUUUCAUAUCGUGUCAAGUACAGGAGUUUCAGGUUUAGAGUGUUAUGACGACAAAUAUACUACUCUCCUGACAGAUAGUGAAAACAGGCUGUUACUCUUCCCAUCCAUGAAACCUAAUAAAAGAGUAGAAGUGAUCAAGCUGAAUGAUGUGAUGGAUAUUAUGCUGGAGAGGGCUGGUAUAGAAAGUGAGGAAUAUAGAGGACCAACCAAGAUGCACCAGCUACUACAUAUUUUGAAGAAGGAGCAGACAAUUUACAAUACAGUCUUUCAUGAACUUAUUCGGCAGGUCAGUGUGGACUGUGCAGAUAGAGGAGAACUGCUGUCCAAAAUCAGAGAGAGGUAUGUGCAAAUGCUUGACCAGAUUGCCCAGGAGAUGAUUGACUUCUACAAAGACUUGGUAGCUCAGCGAAUGAUGGACCAGCGCAUUUUAGAAGAAUUGUAUAAUUUCAAGAAUGUUAUUGAAGAACUGACCAGGGAACUGUGUCUGGUUCGGGCACAGGAUAUUAAAUUAACAGAGGAAGCAGAGAAAGCCCACAAAGAUUUAGCACAAGCUCUUUUAGAUGCUGAAAAGAAUGCUAGAAUUGUAGAAGAAUACCAUGACUUAUAUACAUUACAAAGAGGAAGGAUGGAGAAUGAUAUUAAACACUUAAUGGAAGAAAGAGAUAUAUGGAGCGCAGCUACAUAUGAAUUGGCCCUGAAGGUAAUUGAAAGAAAUAGAGUCAUUUUGGCUAAAAGACUCUACCUCAAUGAAAAAGGUUGGAAUAAAUAUGCAAGGCAUUUCAUCAUAUUGCUGUCAAACAAGGACACUGUAGACCUUGCAGUGUUACAGAAGUUGACAGUGAAAUGGAAAAUCUCAAUGAACAAAUUUAAAAAGGAGGCGGAACGAAACGAAGAAUCUACGAAGGAGACAUUGCAGAUAAUUAAAGAUGGCCUUAUCAAAUGGCAGCAGUUCUUCGUAAAUAAUGCAAAAGACAUUUUAUCCUCUAAUAAGGAAAAUUUAUGCAAUUUAGUUCUUUCAGACUUCAGGCAAUGGCAAAGGAUGCUGGCUGAACAGAAGGAAAAGUAUACUGGGGAUGCUCUAAUGUCAAAACAUGAUACCCUCAAGAUUAUUAAACAUUUACAGGAAAACUGGGUGAAUAUUGGGCUUGGAAUUUUUAGUCGCCAUAAAAAUAUGGAGGGGGAGGUGCCACCAGAGCGACGGGACAUGGAGGACAUUUUGAAAAGCAUAGGAAAACUCUACAAAGAAUAUGAAAUAAGAAUAAGUGGAGAUAAUGGCAUCUCUAAAAUGAUUCCAAAUUUGGUUGGUACUCUUGAUUUCUGUUGUUACAAGUUGGAAAACGUGGAAUCUUUUGCUUUCUUUCUUGAAGAAUGGGAGGGAGUUGAUAAAAAAAUUAAUGAAAUGAAACCUCGGUUGGAUUCACUGAUAAACAUUAUUGGCACUGUUCCACAGCACAUGGAUGUGGAUUCUGGUCCACUAUUCCAAGAACACAUAUUUAACGUGAUUCAACAAUGGAUUUUGAAGAUAGACAAUGAAAUUAACAAUGGAAACAUUGAACUUCAGCGCCACAUGGAUGAGUUGCACAUUUCUAUGGUCCAGUGGAUGGUAAAUAUGCUGAUUAUAAUGGUUCCUGACUUUACUGACCAAAACACUCUUCCAAAAUUGGAGGAGGAAAGCGCUGAGAAACGAAAUAUAAGAGUUAUGCAGUUGGAGCUAGAUGCGACUGCACUGGCAAGAAAGUUGUCCCAGUACUCCACCUAUUUGAUCAGGUGUUGUAAAGGGAUGGUAACAGCAAUGGCUCUGACUCAAGCAGCACAGUCACAAAGUAAUCCUGCUAAGGAGCUUCGGGAGCUAGAUAGGAUGAAGAAUGAAUGUUAUGAGUGGAUCAACACAUGUACUCACCUCCUUUCUCAGAUCAAAGGCAGAAAAGUGAAGUUAUUGACAUCUAAAGAAAAAGAGACACUACUUGAAGAAGAGGAAGUUAGAAAAGACUUCAUUGAACCUGAAAUAGAUAUAGAUAAGCCUUCUAAAGAGGAUGAAGAAUUAAGUGAAGAGACUAAGGAAUCUCAGGAGAGAGUGGAAGAGGAAGAAGAGAAAGCAGAAGAGAUCCCUUCAACAUCUACAGAGAAGGAAGAAGUCAUUCGAUAUAUUGAGGAAGAUGAAAAUGUUUAUUCCAAACCUCUAUCAGGGGAAUAUGUAUUGGCUUCCUGGAAAGAAGAAGCUGAGCAAGGUAUAUUGGCUCAAAAGCAUGUUGAAGUAUUGGCUGUAAUUGAACAUAUGCAGGAGAAAUUAAAAGAGGUUGAAAGCAGAGCCAGACAGGCAGAAGAGAAAUUUGAUGAAGUAUAUGAGAAGCUUCAUUAUACCCUCAUAAAAAAUAAAGAUCUGGAAGGGGAACUAGAAGAAAUUAUCAAGAUUAGAAAGGAAUCAGAAGAUAAACAAGAAAAGGUACAACGCAAAGAGAGUAAUCCUGACGGUAAAGCCAGAAUCUGGACUAAAUCCAUUAACAAGAUAAAUCCAAGUAGCAUCCAAAGUGGAGAAGAUAGUUAUCUGCAUUUCUCAGAAGAUGAAACCAYGGCCAAGAAUGGGACUAAAAGAUGUCCUGAAGUCACAGAGCUGACUGGUGUGAGCCCACAGCUCACUGGACUCUCAUCUACAAGGAAGACCUUCAGAAGUGUGGGGAAUUAG